UGCAGUCCUGGUUCGCUUUGCAGGCGCCUACACCCUCUGCAGUCACAGCUAGUCUUUAUCAUGUAUGACAGCCAUGCUCCGCAGCUUCUCCUGUCUAUAUUCCUCUUCUGUUUCGGAGUGAAGGCGAUGACUGAUCACUCCUAUUAUGACACGGACUUAGUGGACAUGGUGGUCCCCGUGGAGCUCUCUGGAGAGGAGGCUCACCUGUUGCAUGACUCAUCCAGGCGCAGCGCGCGUCGGCGCGGCCAGCGCUCUGUCGAUUCCCGGGGUGGACUAAACUCUGUGGAGGACACCUUGUUUUUCUCUUUACCUGCUUUUGGAAAAGACCUGUACUUACGCCUGAAAAGGGAUGCCGCUUUUCUGUCUGAGGGGUUUGUGGUUGAGGAGAGGGGAGGCGAAACAGACCCCCCUAAAUGGUCGCACCUGGCCAGAGACCAGCUCUGCUUCUACUCGGGAUGGAUUGUCAACCACACCGACUCUUUUGCCUCCCUCAACACCUGCAGCGGUCUGACUGGACUGGUCUAUACAGGAGAGGACAGUCUCUUCAUCCAGCCGGUCAGCAGUUCUUCCGACUCCUUUUCCGGGCUGCAGCACAGGGUGGUCCGACACCGCCGCUCAGCCAAGACCAGCCCUCCUUCUGCCCCUCCCCUGGAUCCACAGCUGCAGACAAGCAGAAGGAAGGACUGCGGCACCAUUCCAGUGAGGAAGAAGAGGCAGAAGGGAGUGGAGGAGGGCCGUAGAAGGAGGAACACCAUCCAUCUGAAUGGGUUGUAUACGGUAGAGACGGUGGUGGUGGCAGACUCAGACAUGGUGCAGUACCAUGGGGCAGAGGCCGCGCAGAGAUUCCUGCUCACCGUCAUGAACAUGGUGUACAACAUGUUUAACAGCAAGAGUCUGGGCGUCAGAAUCAACAUACGGGUCACCAAGCUGGUCAUGCUCCACAACCGCCCAGACAAGCUGAAAGUGGGCCACCACGGAGAAAGGUCCUUGGAGAGCUUCUGUCAGUGGCAGUGGGAGGAGUACGGCGGCCCCCGUUACUUAGGCAACAAUUACGUGCCCGGGGGCAGGGAUGACAUCCCACCUGUGGACACGGCCGUGCUCGUCACUAGGACUGACUUCUGCGUGCACAAAGACCAGCCCUGUGACACAUUGAAGUACCUGAAGUACCUUUGA
Oncorhynchus masou masou (cherry salmon) is the source of this 1173-nucleotide messenger RNA. Its product is annotated as A disintegrin and metalloproteinase with thrombospondin motifs 17-like. The record is from RefSeq and is a predicted model, not a curated record. Gene Ontology annotation, molecular function: metallopeptidase activity. NCBI's taxonomy places the organism in Eukaryota, Metazoa, Chordata, Actinopteri, Salmoniformes, Salmonidae. The transcript has 8 exons. The coding region runs from base 61 to 1173 and encodes 370 amino acids.